Molecule: messenger RNA, 1647 nt
Organism: Torulaspora delbrueckii
Lineage: Eukaryota; Fungi; Ascomycota; Saccharomycetes; Saccharomycetales; Saccharomycetaceae
Exons: 1
Coding region: 1-1647 (548 amino acids)
Biological process (GO): amino acid transmembrane transport
Cellular component (GO): membrane
Molecular function (GO): amino acid transmembrane transporter activity
Source: RefSeq, a predicted model, not a curated record
AUGUUGAAAACUGUGAAAAGUUCAUCUUUAACAAAGGAAAAAGUGGCUAUUGAUGAGGCUGAAGUUCAGCUUGAGGAAGGUGUUACAUUAGAUGAGACGAUCAAACAAGGAGUCUUACAUAAUGAUAGAACCAAACUAAAGCAAGGUCUCAAAGCACGCCACAUCAAAAUGUUAACCCUUGUCGGUGUAUUCGGUACAGGUUUAUUUUUGUCCUCCGGUGGAACACUGAAGAAAACUGGACCAGUUGGGAUGCUGAUUGCAUAUGUUCUUGUUGGUAUUGUUGUAGGGUGUAAUCAAAUUGCGAUAGCAGAGGUUGCUUCCUUCAUGCCAGCCACUGGUGCGACAAUUAGACACUCGGAACAAUUUAUAGAUGAAGCAGUGGGCUUCACAUUCGGCUGGAUCUCGACAUACUCCUCUUUAAUGCCUGGAGAACUUUCGGCUACGGCAGUGGUUAUGACCUACUGGACUGACUUGAGCCCCGCGAUUUUCAUUACCAUUUUUGGUGUUCUAUUCAUCUUGACCAAUAUCUACACAAUCAGGUUCUAUGGGGAAAUUGAGUAUUUUUUUGGGUGGUUGAAGCUGGCUUUAAUUGCAAUUCUAAUAAUAACCGGCCUAGUAAUUGACCUGGGAGGAACAAAGCAAGAAAGGCUAGGUUUUCAUUACUGGAGGAACCCCGGCCCAUUUGCUGAAUAUCUUGUUGGGGGUGACACCGGGAAAUUCGUGGGAUUUUGGGCUGCAUUGUCUUCCGUCGUGUAUUCUUAUUCUGGAAUACAAAACAUCGCUAUUUUGGCUGGUGAAACGAAGAAUAGCAGACAUGCAAUUUUUCACGGAGCUAAGAAUGUGUUUGUGCGCAUAAUUCUCCUUUAUUUGAUAACUGUGUUUGUCUUGACUCUGAUAGUUCCAUACAAUGACAAGCUUAUCGCAACAGGUUCUGGGAAUGCUAGAUCCAGUCCCUUCGUUAUUGCUAUGGAAAGAGCUGGUAUCAAAGUCCUUCCACACAUCGUGAACGCGUUAAUCUUAACGUCUGCAUGGUCGGCAGGUAACCUUGCCAUCAUUGAAGGUUCAAGAAAUUUGUUUUGUUUGGCAACCAAGAACCAAGCACCUAAAAUCUUCCUAAAAACUUCAAAAAGAGGUAUCCCCUGGGUAGGUGUUUUAUUCAUCUCAAGUUUUCUGCCUCUAGCUUAUAUGUCUUGCUCUGAAUCGUCGGCAACGGUGUUUAGCUGGUUUCAAGAAUUAGUAUCCUCCAACACACUAUUACGUUGGAUCCUUAUCUCCGCAAACCACAUUCAUAUGGACAGGGCAUUGAGGGCACAAGGAUAUAGCAGAAAAGAUCUUCCUUACUCCACUACUAUCGCUCCCUAUGCUGCAUGGUUUUCAGGAAUAAUGUCGUUCAUAUUUCUUCUUACAGGUGGAUUUUACAACUUCAUUCAUGGGAAUUUCGAUAUCGAAUCCUUCUUUAGCAGAUACUUCAUCAUUCCAUUGGCAAUUGCACUGUUUACAUUCUGGAAACUGUUCAAAAAAACCCGUUAUUUACGUCCUCACGAAGUAGAUCUGCAAAGCAUUUUUGAGGAUAUAAGAGAAAACCCAGAAUAUAUUCCUGAAACCACUCCAUUGUGGAAAAGGUUAAUUUUUAAAAAGAACAAGUAG